CCAGGGGGAGGUUUUGUACAUCCAAAGUUUUGUGGAGUCGGUUGGAUGGUCUGCCAUGGACUCAAUGAUUUUCUCAGUGUUUUCACCACCAGCUGCCCUGGAGACCCAGACCUUCAAGAUGGACGUCUCCUAUGAGAAUGCUGGAACCGACCGCAAAUCAUUGCUCCUCGCUAACACAGGUGCAGUGGUGACAGAGGGUGACAGUGUUGUCAUCGACAAGUCCAAGCUGGAUGCGUCUAACCUAAUGUUCAAGCUGCCCACGCCCCAGCGCAGCUCUCAUGAGGUUUGGUUCCAGGUCAAGUCUCUACCCCAGCAUGGCGUUAUCGUGGUGGGAGAGAGGAACCUCAGUGUGGAGAAACCGAACUUCUCCCAGUACAUCCUCAACAGGUAUGGCAUCACAUACCACCACGACGACUCUGAGACGCGCCAUGACAGCUUUGUCUUCGACACCUGGCUGAACCCCAAGGGAAAGCCGGCCCAGCGCCCUCUAGACGUCAGCCAGCUGCUGGAAGAGUGGUUCAACAUCACAGUGGUCCCGAUCAACGAGCAGCCACCCGUCCUGAAGACCAAAACCCCCAACCUGAGUGUGGUACCGGGGGACAUAGUGGCCCUGGGCCUGCAGAACCUCAAUGUGGAAGAUCUGGACAACCCUUCAGAGGACAUCCAGUACACUGUCGUCAGCAAGCCAAACAACGGCUAUUUGGCCCUGGGAGGAAGCCUGAAUGAGUCUGUGGUGUCUUUCACUCAGGCUCAGAUCAACAGUGGGAAGGUGUACUUUGUCCAUGAUGGAAGCCGGGCGUCGGUGGUCUUCUAUUUCAGUAUCUCGGACGGCCACCACGAGCCGGUGUACAAGCUAUUCAACCUGGAGUUGACAGAGAUCACCAUCUCCCUGGUUAAUAACACAGGGCUGGCUCUGAAGCAGGGUCAGACCUGUGUAGCGUUAACCCAGGGGAGUCUGGCUGCAGAGACUAACGGGAAAACCACAACGGUUCACUACCGAAUCACCAAGCUGCCGCGGUACGGCAAGAUCCUUUGGCUGGACAACCAGGAUUUGAGGCAGUUUGAGCAGGAGGACUUAAGGACUGGUCACUUGUUUUAUCACAUGACGAGCGUCACAUCUGGUCAGGACAGCUUUGAGUUCACUGUAUUUACGUCGGAAGCUAACCUGACGAAUCAGGUUGUCAACAUCACAGUUAAGCCCCUGGUGAGGUUUGGCAAGGGGGUGAGAAUACCCAAUGGCAUUGUGGUCAAACUCAACACUGGUUUUCUCAAUGCAACUGAGCUGGCUUCUCUAACAGGCAGCGACCCCAUCUUCGAGGUCGUGUCCCAGCCAAAGUACGGCAAGCUGGCCCGAGGAAAAGCCAAAGCUGGUAUGAAAACGGAACCGGUGGAGUCUUUCUCCUUUCAGGAUGUGAAGCAGGAGAGGUUAUCCAUCGAGCUCAAUGCUAACAUGACUGAAGUGCAGGAGCUGAACGACUCGUUGGUUUUUGUCGUGAAAGCGGAAAACGUCCCACCUGCCAAGGGAGAGUUCCGCUUCACUGUCGUUCCAUACGAUCCAUCGCUAGUCAAAAGAACAGAGAGUCCCAUCCUGACCACCAGCAGUCUUUUCUCUCAGUCUCUGAACCAAACGAACCAAACGACAGUGUUUGGUGUUGGGACAGCACUACCCUCCCUGUCCACCUCCUUCUUCUCCACACAGAGACCCAGCAAGACCGACCAGAAGUUCAAAGGUCGUAAUCACUGGGGAAACACCAACCGCAAUGACUCGACAGGUACAACUUUGGGCAAACCCACCAUGGGUAGAGGAGAAGACCUUUCUGGGAUCCCCUUUAUGAUGACACCGGUCCGAGUAGAGUCAUACCCACAGAGGACUUCCAACCCCCUAUUGGUGAUCCUACCUCUCCUGGUCCUGCUCCUAUUGCUCAUCAUUCUGGUGGUGCUGUUUCUACUGCUGAGACGCAACAGGAAGAGGAAGCAGAAACCUCUGAACCUGAAACCGCUGCCCUCGCCCUCAACCCCACUGGCCUGUCACGACCAGCCACAGAGGAGCGCGGCCGUUCCCAUGGUAACAGUGACUCCGCUGAGCCCAAGCGGCCCUGGAAGUCCUGCCUUGGACAGGCCGCUUCCUUUCGCCAAUCAGGGCUCAGUUAGCAACUCUGCAUCACCGCCGAACUGCUCAUUGAAAGCUGUAAAUCCAGAGAGUUCAGACCAGCUCAUUAGGACCACACUCCCCACUCUACAGCAGAACCAGUACUGGGUAUGACCCUGUAGCUGCUGCCACCUAGGGGAGGGAUGGGGAAGUGGACUGUCUACCCUACUAAUAUCCAUUCCUAACACCCUCACCAACCCCACUCAUCGUUAAACUGUAAACCAUGACACUAGGCUAUUAGUUGUAUCUUACGUAAUCAAAACCUUUUCUACUUAGGCUGGUAGAGCACAAUCACUACAGGAAAUUAGAACUGACAGCCACUUUAAAACACAAUCAGUUACUUGUAAGCCUAUGACUGAGCAGGUAGUGACCACUAGUCCACCUCACCUCAACAACCUCUGAAACAGUUCUGGCUGGCUGGAAACAUCAUUCACGUUCUGUACUACUAUUGCAGAAGUUAUCCCUCAAACCGUGACCCAGUGUGGGGAAUGGCCAGUAUUCAAACAAACCACAAUGUGCUGACGUCGCACUGCACAGCUCGGGUAUAAAUUACCUUUAAGAAAGUGAAGUGCAGUGUGAUGUGAUGUGGGUGCAAUGCGGAUCACGGCCUUAUACAAUACUGUAUAACUAACAUGUUCAUAUUUGAUGUUUGCUAGCAUGAUUACAUGAUGUUACCCCCCCC
This is a messenger RNA of Salmo salar (Atlantic salmon), 2831 nucleotides long. NCBI's taxonomy places the organism in Eukaryota, Metazoa, Chordata, Actinopteri, Salmoniformes, Salmonidae. The record is from RefSeq and is a predicted model, not a curated record.